GUAAGUGGGACUGAAGCCUUUCACUGAGCAGAAAAACUCUUUGGCUACCUCCUGAGCCUCUGAGUCUCAACGCAUGACGUCGAUGGUUCCGUCCAGCAGGACGCUGUGUCAAGACAAGUCGCAAACACUAGAAAGGAAGCCGAGCUUCGCACUAGUGGAUGUGUGUGUUAUCGCCAAGCUCUCUUUUGUUUGCCUGCGAACAAAACAGCACACGACAACAGCGUCGUUUGGCUUGUUUUGCAUUGAAACGAAAACAUUGUGUCCAUCCGACGCAACUAGUCCAGACAUGAGUAAUGUUAAUCUGAUUUUUUGGGACCAGUUGCAAGCUGGCAGCUCCGACGUGGACUGGUGUGAAGGCAAUUACCUAAUUUACCCGAGCAUAGCAGAGUUUUACAACACGAUCAGCAACAUUUUAUUUUUUGUUUUGCCGCCCAUAUUAAUGUGCUUGUUCCGCCAAUAUGCAACACAUUUCAACAGUGGGAUUUACCUCAUUUGGACCCUGCUGGUGGUGGUUGGUAUCGGAUCAACAUACUUCCAUGCCACUCUCAGCUUCCUGGGACAGAUGCUGGAUGAGUUGGCCAUUUUAUGGGUGCUAAUGUGUGCCAUCGCCAUGUGGUUCCCCAAAAGAUACCUCCCCAGGAUGUUCAGGAGGGAUCGGUCAAGGUUCAAAGUGGUCAUCGCAAUCUUGUCAGGGAUCACAACAGGGUUGGCCUUUGUCAAACCUGUUAUUAAUUCCCUGUCGCUCAUGACUCUGGGCAUCCCGUGCACAGUGCUGCUCGUCACAGAGCUUAAAAGGUGUGAAAACCCACGUGUGUUUAAGCUGGGUCUGAUCUCGGGGAUCUGGUGGGCACUGGCUCUACUCUGCUGGAUCAGCGACAGGAUUUUCUGUGAAAUGUGGUCAUCUGUCAACUUUCCCUACCUACACUGUGCUUGGCACAUCCUCAUUUGUCUGGCCUCAUACUUGGGGUGCGUUUGCUUCGCCUACUUUGACGUCGCCCACGAGGCCCCAGAGCGAGGUCCUGUCAUCAUGUUCUGGCCCAACGAGAAAUGGGCCUUCAUUGGCGUCCCUUACGUUUCAUUCCUCUGCGUGCACAAGAAGUCGGCCAUCAAGGUGACUUAAGGAUACCCUCCUGCGUUCAGCCGGUUGCACUUUAAGAUUCAUCACCAGACUGGUUGCCCCCCCAUCAGGUGAUGCAGGUGGUCUUUAAUAGCCAGCAGUGCUCCUGCAUUUCUGUCAUAGAACAAAAUGUACCACAAACAAUAUCCGCAAUGGGGCUUUCUGCCACAUCAAUAUUGUUAACAGGGAGAGGAGCAUGUGAUAAUUUAUGAAAGUAUUAUGCAUUUUAUGCUUUAGUUAAUUUUGUAUACUUGCGAUGGUAACUCAAAAGACAUCAGUGUAAAGUAUUAACUGCCUUGCAUCUCAUAGGUGCAAUAUACCAGCAUUAGUGGUGAUAAUGCACUGGAAACAAUAACUGUGAUGAAUACUUUAGUGGGACUCUUCCACCGUUGACCGUAUUCCAGCAUGCUAUUGUGAUUAAUUGAAAUGCUAUGUGCAAAAUAUAUAUUGUACUUUAUGAUUAACCCAUGAUAUCAGCCAUUUAUUAAUGAAUAAUGAAUGAAGAGCCAUGUAACCAAAACACCAAAAAUGAAUGUCAACAUUAAUUGAAAGUUCAUGGAUUUGGUUUUCACGACAAACGGCAAAUCACAACAUUUCAGGUCAAUCAUGGGUAUUUUUUUAAAAUUUGUUAAGCUAAAAGCAACUUUCUAAUCUUUUUAUUUCAUAUUGUGUGUGUGUGUGUAUUUUUAUUUAUCAUGGUAUGUUCUCUGGGGCUUAUUUAUUCCAGACGUUGAAUUUUAAAUGAUAUUCUUAGAAAAUGUGUGUGUGAAGCCAAAAUCAAACUGGAUACUACAGAAAACAACAGUGCAUAAUCCUCUGAUGCACAUUGUGUGUAUUCUAUGCUUUCUGAUGCCGAGUAUGGAGAGAGAAUGCAGAGUGUGUUUACUGCAUUGAGACACUUUGAUUUAUUUAUUAAUUACAGUCAGUAAUAUAAUUGGACGGAUUUUACUGUUUUGUUUUUUUCCUUGGUCCAAUGAGUGAAAAUCUAUUUAGAAAUUGAAAGGGAAAGAAGGGUGCUUUGAAGCUAACAUAAUCACCAAAGAUUUAUGACUUCAAUUUAUUACAUAAAAAGGAUCAGAAUGUACACAGAAAAUUGAAUUUUGCGAGAAUGAAUGAAUGGUUUUAAUAGCGUAUUAUUGCUACCUUGAUAUUGCCAAGUAUUUUUCAUUGUAGUCUCCAGAGAUAAACAGUAUUGCCAAUGUGUGUGCAUUUUAUUGUUGGAGAGAAUACAGGAUUGUAUAAUAAUUUUGAAUGAACUGCAGUGCACGUUGUGCAGGACAAAAACAUUUGACAUAUUUAUGAAGUGUUUUAUUUUAAUGGUCACACAGCAGUAUGGUGUGUAUUUUCACGUGUGUUUGUGUAUGUUAUUUUUCAUCGGCAGCACAGACAAACGGCACAUAAAUAUUUAUUUUCAUAAUUUAUGCUGUUUUUAAACAAAUAUUUGUAAUAGUAUAUUAUAACUUUGGUACUUUAUUUUAUGCAAUAAAUUGAGCCAAUUGA
Messenger RNA from Doryrhamphus excisus (bluestripe pipefish), 2617 nucleotides. RefSeq names its product alkaline ceramidase 2 (gene acer2). Gene Ontology annotation, cellular component: Golgi membrane. Gene Ontology annotation, molecular function: N-acylsphingosine amidohydrolase activity. NCBI's taxonomy places the organism in Eukaryota, Metazoa, Chordata, Actinopteri, Syngnathiformes, Syngnathidae. The record is from RefSeq and is a predicted model, not a curated record. Gene Ontology annotation, biological process: sphingosine biosynthetic process; ceramide catabolic process.